Molecule: messenger RNA, 1642 nt
Organism: Ictalurus punctatus (channel catfish)
Lineage: Eukaryota; Metazoa; Chordata; Actinopteri; Siluriformes; Ictaluridae
Product: G8 domain-containing protein DDB_G0286311
Exons: 5
Coding region: 103-855 (250 amino acids)
Source: RefSeq, a predicted model, not a curated record
UUCACACCGAGACCAUUUUCCUUUGCUCAGACGUACUCGCAGAUUUCGUCGUCUCAGAAUAUUUCACCUCCACAUCCAACACUGACAUUGCGUUUCUUCCAGAUGGCGGUCUCCAGGAUGCGGUCCGCCUGGGCGGCUCUCUGCAUCGCCGUGCUAGUGAUGUCAGGCUCUGCUGAAGGUGCUAGUUUGGUGACAUUAAAAGCGGCGAACACAGAACCGUCAUACUCUUAUGACUUAACCAUGGACGUCACAAACCGCAUCUACAGUGAUUCUCUCCUCAACCCUUACUCUGACGACUAUAAUAUGAUGUAUGAGGAAGUUAGCACUGCGCUCUACUCUGUCUACGGCUGCCCCACUUGCGACACACGCACAUUUUAUCAAGGUGUGACAGCCAUGACCUUCAGUGACAAGGCUGGAUCUGUGGUUGUUCAGGCCACCAUCAUGUUCUACUCAGACCAAACCAAUGCCAUGGUGAUCAAGUACCUAUUUCUGCAGGCCGUCAAUAGCAGAAAUGAAAUAAAUGGCCUGAGAAUCAACCCUGGAUUCACACAGGUGUCUUCACAAUCCACAAGCGUUUCCCAUCCAACCACCACUCCAACCACCACUCCAACCACCACUCCAACCACUACCCCAACCACUACUCCAACCACUACUCCAACCACUACUCGUCUAAUAACAUGUGACCCAUAUUUAACUAAUCAUGAUAUCAUUCAGAUAAUUAUGUCAUGUUUUAUCACUCCAACCCCUACUCCAACCACUACUCCAACCACUACUCCAACCACUACUCCAACCACUACUCCAACUACUCGUACCACCACUCCUACAACAACUACAACCACUACUCUAGUCUAUUAAAACAGGGUGAAUCCAUUCCUUUAACCGAUCUCCUGCCAUUACUAAAACUACUUAAUCAGAUUGUUUAAAAAAGAAAAAGAAAAAAAGAAACAGAUUGCAUGUAGUUAAUCAUAUGACAUGAUAUUAAAUUCAUAUUAAAACAGACGACACAUGAAACCCUUGAAAGGCUCGAUUAAAGUAUAAUAUUCUAUCUGUAAAGAGCAACCUUUUUUUCACACCUCCUGUGUUCAAACACCAUCUGAGUCACCGUCCAAUGGGCAAUCUGUAUUUUCUCUCCCAUUACCAUGGUAGAAAUGGGAUUUAGAAAUGUUCUGUUUUCUGAAGUCUAUACUUCAUAGCCUACCCAUUAACCUCCUACAACUACCUCACCUCUCAAUCACAAUACAUUUACAGAGUGGGAAUGAAAUAGUCCCUGCCCACAAGAUGUCAUGUGACCACAUGUCAAAAGGACAAUGUUCAAAUCACUUUUGUUUGUUCAGAAAUGACUUAAAUAUCUGAUAAUCACCUGACAUCUUAAGAGCAUGUGUUUGUUACUCCUUAACAAACUUUUAACAUCGAUCAUUGCUCUUGUAUUUCUUAUAUGAUUCAAGAACCUAUGUUGUAAACCUGCCUUCACAAUUUUUACAUCAUUCUUCCUCUAUUCAGUAUCUUUCUUCUUUCUUUUUUCUUUUCAUUAAUGUCAUUUUCAGUUAAUCAUUAGAGGAAUAGAUGCAGAUUUGUCUACAAUGUCUCAAUGCCUGUUGUAAACAGCACAAAACUAAUAAAAUGGGAUUAUGCAAGCUUGAAA